Xiphias gladius (swordfish) is the source of this 6265-nucleotide messenger RNA. RefSeq lists its product as uncharacterized. Lineage: Eukaryota; Metazoa; Chordata; Actinopteri; Istiophoriformes; Xiphiidae. The record is from RefSeq and is a predicted model, not a curated record. Bases 243 to 2174 code for a protein of 643 amino acids. The transcript is spliced from 11 exons.
GUUCAUCAGCGACCACACAUCACACCGUCAGCGGGGGAAGGUGUGACAAUGUGUUCAUCCCGAGGACUGACUGGACCGUCCUGGGAUUGAGCCGGCGUCGCCUUUAUUGGAUAUUUUACGGUUGAUUUCACUUAUUUCCCUGCCUCCUGCUGGGAUUCAAGUGGUCAGAAAUAUCAUGCAGAUUUAUUUUGUUGGGUGCAAGAUGAUAUUAACGGUUCAUUCUUAAUUGUUUUUGGGGCCUAAUGUGCAUGAAGACAGACACAAAAGAAUCAGCCAGGAUGGUGACAGUCAUUGUGAUCACACUCAGCUUCCUGUUCACCGCAGUUAUUUCUGCCCCUGUGAAAGUCAACGAGGACUCCAUGACCUUGUUCUACGGGGAGGAUUUUCACAUCAUGCUGCCCUCGCUCGGGGUGGAGGUCACGUUUCGGAACAGGUCUGCUCAGCGGUUGGCUGAUGUGGUCCUGAUGCGGGGCGGUAUCGUGGUCAACAAUCGGACCAAGCUCAACCGCCAACUCAGCCACCUCAUUAUAGACGCCGUGGGUGAGGGAGAUGAGGGCGUGUACAUGGUGAAGAAUCCAGAGAAGCCAGAGGACGUCAGACACAUCACGCUUAUAGUCCGAGAUUGCUCCAACGAGCAGAUCAUUAAAUAUGGAGACAACUACCAUAUUUCGCUGUUGGGGGUGGCUCCUCCCAUCAUGCUGGAAUACAGGUCCAGUGCUGUGGAGGCCAACCAGACAUCUAGACCAGCUCUGGUGCUGCUGACCAGAACAGGGUUGUCCAGGGAGGGCUACCAGGGUCGUAUCAGCGUCAACGAGCGCCAGGUCACCCUCAGUGCUGUCACGGGUGCAGAUGAGGGUAGCUACACUGUCAGGGAUGCCGAAGGUGUUAUCCAAAAGAAAGUGUGUCUCAACGUCAAGGAGCACCAAAACUUUUUGACCCUGCCAUACGGUAAAAGACUGAAGAUCAACCUGGUACUCAACAGCUCAUUGGUCCACCUCUACUACAGCCCUGACUAUGACCCCACACCCCGUUUGCUGCUGGACAAGGGAGAAUUUACAAGCGCUCAGACGGAGCUGGGUCUCGAGGAACGUCUCUCUAUAGAGGGUUCAUUGGUUUUUCUAGAUCACGUCAAGCGUUCAGAUGCAGGCCAUUUCAAAAUCACUGACAUACUGGGAUUCACUGUGUCCAGCAUCUACCUGGAAGUAGAACCCUACAAGCUAGAAUCACUGUAUGUGGCCAUCAUUGCCCUGUUGGGCCUGCUGGUUUUCCUUCUGCUGGUUUGCCUGCUGUCCUGCCUGAUCAAGGUGAAGAAGAGGGCCAAGAGGGCUGCUGCCCUGGAGAAGAUUGCCCAGAACGCUGGCAAAGAGGAUGAAGGAGAGGCUUUCAGACAGGUGGUGAAGAACAUCACCAAACUCAGUGAGGAAUCCAAGCAUUCCCAGGCUGACAAUACAGAGAAAUCUCAGAGCACUGAGGUGGACAUUAAAGGUCUCGAGGUUUCCUCUAAAGAAGUUGGAAUCGGUAACCUAGAGACCAGUGACUCUGGUGUUGGCUUUAACACCGCCCUCCCACUGGACACUGACACUGAUGCCCCUGAACAAAUCCCCGACUCUGAGGCUUUAAGCAUCUCUGUGGGUCCUGAAACCAAACCAAGUCCACCAUCUGCUGCUGAGUCUAAGCCAAGUGCUCCACCAGCUAUGGAAAUUAAGCCCAGUCCAGUAGCCGAAACUAAAGCCAGCCCAACACCUGAGACCAAGAAAACCCCUGAUCAACCUGUGGAAGUGAAGCUGGAUGUGCCGGAACCUAGAGAAGUUAAGCUUAGCCCAGCCCUGAGCCCUGAGCCCAAGGAUGGUCUGAGUCCAGCUGAUCCAAAGCCUCCACCCAGCCCAGGCCCAGAGCCUAAACCAGCUGCUCCUAAAUCCCCAAUUCCUGAAAGUAAGAGCACCCUAACUCCCACACCUGAGCCCACCAAACCGACCACACCAGAACCUAUCACCAACGGUACACCUGAACCAGGUCCGGAUACCAAACCAAGCCCAGAUCAUGCUGAAAUUAUCGGAGGCUUGGGUCCAAAAGCAGCCCCUCCUAAAACCCCUGAAGUGGAGCUGAAAUCUGGCGGUGGCGUAUUAGAGGCCAGCAAAGAUGGCACUGUGGCUGAGGAUUCAACCACCACCUGAGAACUGCCCCUGCAAAAACACAAGGGAAGCCCCACAGAUCUUCUCCAUCUACCACCACUGUAGACAAUCGAACACCCCCUGCCAAAUAAAGAAAAAUCCACUGAAACUGGGACGAGGGCUUUGAUUUAACAUGUCUAAUGCCUGAACACAAUAUUACCUUGAUAAUGGUAUCUCACUUGUCUAUAACUAACUCAUUACCUUUGAGACAUUCUGAUUCAGAAACACUUUACAAAUGUGGCUUGUUGAUUGUUAGACAUUUUAGUUGUACACACCUUGCUGGUGUUUUUUGGUAACUUCACAGUAAAACUGCCAGACUUCAAAUGAAAUCCUUUGGAGAGUUUACAACUAAAAUGUUAACUCCACAUCAGGUCUUUUCUAACAUGAUGAGUUACCCAGAAAGGUUUACAAGAUUUUUUUAAAACAAGGACAUACUAGAUUUCCUUUUUUGACCCUAACUAACCAUCCUUUCCCAUUUGGAUGCUUCCUCCUCUAUCAGCAUGUGGAUAAAAAUGCAUUCAAUUUUCAGCCACUGUCGUCUCAAACCUACUAAAAUGUGUGAUGACAUUCUUUUGAUUGGACAUAAUCAAAACAGAAAUGAAAGCCCUUUUGAUUACACAAACCACAUUCUGUUGUUGGCAUUUUGUACAUAGCUUAAAUGUGGAUGCUAUAUGCCUGUGCCAGUCCUCUGGCUUCAGAAAUAUCUGUAAUGUGCCAUCACAUUUUGCAUAACUUUGGCCACACAAGAAAACCUACUAAUAAUACUAACGCCACUAUUUAUAGUCUCAGACUGAGAUUCAGACCCUCAAUCUCAGAUGAUUAAAAUGUGUUUUGCAGACUGAUCCCUCAAGUCCGGAUCAACCCUUUUAUUGCCUUUGAUCUGAAUUUUUCCGGUGGCUCUCAAAAUCUCAUUUCUUAUAGUCUAAUAGAAAGCUCAUGCCAGCAGAAAUUCCAGGGCACUUAAUGGGACUACCAUGUUCCUACUGUACGUUGGACUUUCCAAAGGUGAAAUACUGAAUGAAAGUGUUUGGUAGUUCAAGCAGUUACUAGAAUGUGCUUGCUUGUUUCUUUGUUUUUGUUUUUUUUCAUUAUCCUUCCCUCCUUCCUUGCCUUUGUUGAGGCCUGUCUUUUGGCUGUCUUUUCUUCCUUGAUCCUCCCUUCUUUCCAUCCGUGUUUCUCUUCUUCUCUUUCUAGGUAUCAUUUUAAACUACUUACUUCUUGACUUAGUUCAAACUAGAUAAUGCUAAUCCUUAAUGCUUAAAUAUUUGGCUUUGUUGACAAGGACAGAUAGUAGUUCCUGUGUCUUGGGGCCGCUAAAAUUUGGCAAAAGCUUAAACAUUUAUACCAAGCAUCUUUAAUAUCUCCAAAAUAGUGCUAUGAAGCCUUUAUCUUUGCCAGGACAUUGUCUGUCCAGAGCUGUUCUAUAUGAGUUUGCAGAUAUGUGGAUGUUCAGUAAACACGAAUGAAUCUUAGUUGAAACUCUUGUAUGGUAAAGAGGAGGUGUGCAGAUACAUUUUUCAUGUGACAAAAUGCAUGUCUCUACCUCAUGUUUUAACUGACCGCUGAACAAAAAAACAGUCCAGGUUUUAUGCACUGAAAUCAACAAAAAGCAUUUUGGAUUUUUGAGAAAAGCACAAUAAGACAGCCAUGAUAAUUCAAUGAAAUGAUCAGUGAAAUGUAGGAAAGUUGCAAGAAGUAGAUCGAUUGAAAACCAACCGGCCUUUCUUGGUAGCUUUCCUGACAAAGAGAUUUUUCUUACAAGUAAAUUAAUAUCAGACGAGAUGUGUCAGCAUUUUAACAAGCCAUUAGACAAGAUAGGUUUAGAUGUCAGAUUUGAUACAAAGAUAUCAAAUCUAAAAUACUAAGUAAAACUACAAAAAAAUAUUUAAAUAAAUAAAUAAAAAUCAAGGUGCCUCAAUGUUACAUGGACAGACAGCAUCAGACUUUCAGGUCACAUGCAUUAAAAAUGAACAAAGGCAAUCUAAUGAUUAGAUAAUGAAAACCAAUGGAUAUGCCUCAAUUCCAGCCUGGACCUGUGAAGGAACCACCACCAACCCAUUUUGGCAAUACUGAAAAUGCUCUUUAUACAGAUAUACAGACACACACAGAUACAAAAACCAGACACAUACACUCCAGCCUUGUAAAUAUUGCAUGUGUACGCCAGCUUAACCCCCUUAAGGCGGAAUAUUUUUGGUGUAUAGAACGGUCGUUGUAUUAUACUUAAUAAUAAAAAAGAAAACUAAUUUAAAUUUCUCACCAACCUAAAAUCCAGGAUACAGAAUAUAUACACAUAAUAUAUACUAUUUACACUAAUAUUCACUAACGUCUUGAACUAAUUUAAAAACCAAAUAUUGUAAAAAUCCAUCAAGUCUAUAUUAGAUCUUUUUAGAUCAAUUAUCUGCUAUUAUUGCCAUUCCAAACUGAUGAUACUCACGGCUUACAGUGUCUCUCACAGUAUUUACAUGUUGUAUUAAAAUGUUUAACCUGUGUCACUUAAAGCAUUGACUGCAGCAUGCCCAUGACAUGUCCCCAACAACAGGCUUAUAUUGUCCUAAAGUUGUUUCCGUGUGUGUGACCAAAUGAGUGAUGUUUUACUGUUGCCCUCAUUGUGCGCUGGGGAUUUGUGUGUUUAAGUGUGUAUGCCUAUGAUGCACGCAUGUAUGAGCGCGAGUGGUUUAUGACUGAGUGUGUGUGCUGUUUGUAAAGAAUGAAACUACUGUCCUUCACGCGAGCUUCUCCAUCUGUUGUGAGUAAGGUAUCCAUGUGCCUGCUUAAAUCGUGUUGCAAUGUGAAAACAAGUGCUGUGCUGAACUCAUGAGUAUGAAUGUGUUUAAAACCACAAAAAAAAGGUAAAAGAUAUUGUAACUUUGAGAUACCUGAGUGAUUCUUAUCUUUGUUUUAGUGCUCAAAAUGUGUAUUGGAUAGUCGGUCUGUAUUCUGUCAUUAGCUGACACCUCUAAGAGCACCUUUUUCUCAAUAGGUAGGGUAUUCACAGAUGUAGAACACUGUUAACACACCUGACUGAACAAAGUGAUAUCAACUGACUGGCCUAUGAUAUGAUAAUGUUUAGGAGAUAUGUGACAUGUUGUAGGCAAAUGUUGACGAUGAAAGUCUGACUUUCAGGCUUCCCAGGAAGAUUAUGUGUAGCAUAAGGAAUUGUGAGUGCGCUUUAUUUGCGAGUGAGGGGCACCAUUCCACUGCACUGAUCGAGUCUGUGGCACAUUUCAGAGUAUAUUGGGGAGUUCUUGACGACAGCAGAUGAAUGACAAAGCUUUGUGUGAGCAACGCUGACAGUUAUGUUGUGAUAAGCAACUGAUGAAAGACCGCUUGAACAGCAUUUUUGUGCACCACCUCCACUGAAUAUUGUCAGUGACUGUAAUACCAAGCCACUCAGAGUGAUUAGGGCUGUGAGAGAGGCAUAUAGUGCAUUAGUGGGUAGGAUGAGCCUUUGGUUUACACAUUACCACUAUCUCAGAGAAGGCUCAGUCUAGUGGGAUUGGAGUUAUUAUAUCUAACAGGUGCCAGAGAGUGUCUGGCUUCAUACACACCUCAGAUAAACCACUAAUAGAAACCACUACUGUUAAUACCACUGGCACUUCUUGCACUAUGUGAGUUGUCUCUGCCCUGAUUCUCUCUGUUUACUUCUGCUGUUCUGUCGUGGGUGUGGUAUGAUGUUCCUCAUGUUCUCUCUGUAUUCCCUUUUUUGCACAACACUUCACACACAGAUGUUUUGUAAAGAAAAUUGUUUUUUUUUUUCUUUAUUUCACGUCUAAAGGAAUACUAAGAAUAAACAAAAGAUUAUGACAUUCGCUGUGCUUUUGUCUUCGUUUUCUUACUCUCUGAUCGACAAACUUGCCGAAAGACAGUUUAGUCUCAGAGCUGUCCACUCCAUCUAAGUCAGAGAUCUCACUCAGUGUCAGCCAUCAUUUGUUCUGAGUGUCACGCGCCACUACACCCAAAACCUCGCCAGGACAUGUCAUAGCAGAGCAGGCACAUAAAGAUAUUUAUAAACAGACCAAAGUUAACAUCAUAAUGCUGUUAACACCUGCUAUAGAACCUUAAGAUCCAGGCUGGGUACAAAUUAUCUUCCCCAU